This is a messenger RNA of Dinoponera quadriceps, 2311 nucleotides long. RefSeq lists its product as uncharacterized. The record is from RefSeq and is a predicted model, not a curated record. Bases 106 to 1926 code for a protein of 606 amino acids. The transcript has 4 exons. Lineage: Eukaryota; Metazoa; Arthropoda; Insecta; Hymenoptera; Formicidae.
AGACCGGGACUUAACCGUCGAUUAACUUAAGUGGAAUUGACGAAGUCCGUCUGACGUGCGGGUGAAAACAGGUAGCGGCGCGAGUAAGUGUCCACAACGGCGAGCAUGGAUUCGAAUUGUCAAAAUUCCACGUUGAACGCCAAACAUCUGCUUGGUCAGUUGAACACAGCAAGACGGGAGAUUAAUAAUCUCAGGCAACAGAUGAAGAGUCUGAGGUAUAUACUCAAUAAGGAUGUCGACAACAUCAAACGUCUGUUGGAAUUACAAAAACAUGGGGGGGAAGCACUGACACAGACUAAACUGAUAUCAUCAGAGGAAGCCAAGCCUGGCACGAGCAAGGACCAAGAGAUUUUCAAGUUGAAGCCCAUCGGCGUGAUCUCCACCUGGUUCCCCAACAAGAGAGCGACCCCGCGGCAGCCUGGAAUCUGCGGGAAGGUACCAGGAAAGCUGACGCUCUACAAUUCUAUAUUCACAAAUCCGGAUCACGCCUUGCAGGGCCUGCAGGAUUUCUCUCACAUGUGGAUCCUCUUCUACUUCCACAGAAACGACUCGACGCACACCCGCGCGAAAGUGGCGCCGCCGAGGCUGAACGGAGUGAGAACCGGCGUGUUCUCCACGCGUUCUCCCCACCGUCCCUGCCCGAUCGGCCUAAGCCUGGUGAAGAUCCUCAAGAUCGAAGGUCACACGAUCUACUUCGAGGGUGUCGACAUGGUGAAUCAAACGCCGGUCCUGGACAUAAAGCCCUACAUACCUCAAUACGACAGCCCGUUGCACAUCGAGAAGUUGAAUAACGGGCUAAGGGAAAACGACGUGAGUGUCUCGGACGUGCCUCGCGGUAUGGACGAGGUGCUCGAUCUGAGGGAGAACCAGUCAGUCGACUCCUCCGAUAUGGUGGACGCCAACAACGUCGAGCUCGUCGAUAUCUCCAGAGACGAGGAGAUAGCCUUGAGGCUUCAGGUGGAGGAAUACGAGGUCUACCCCACCCUCGGCGGCUACGACACCAGCACGAGGCAGUCUUCCCAACUGGCGGAGAACGCUUCGUUAGAAAAUAACGUCGACGAGGAUGUUCUUCACAGAGAAGCGUAUCACGCUCAGAACAGGUCACUGAACGUCGUGAGGACGGACUCGACCACGUCCGUCGUCGAUUACGGCGCGACGGCCGAGGCGCACACGGACUACACGAUUCGAGAUCUGAACGACAGACUGCAGGACGUGGACGUGGUGAGCGGUUCCGGCAACACGGAGUCGACGUACGCGCAGACGGAUCACGAGAACGACGAGAUCGGCUACACGGGGGGGAAUCAUCAGAUCUCCCGCAGCUCGAGGCUGCUGGACGGGGCGGACGGGCCGAGCACGGUCUGCGGCACCGACGUGGAUCUGGUGAAUCGUCACCAGGUGCUGCAUGCGAGGGUCGACAACUCGCCCGUGAGGAUGGGGAUACGCGAGGCGCCCGACGGGGAAGAGGGUCUCGAGUCUCAGACUCUGACGCCCUCGCAAACCCUGCCGAACAUCCACGCGACGGCGACGACGGCGGCGGCGGCUUUACUGGCCGGGCAGAACGUGAUGACGGAGGGCAAUUUCUCGGAGAUCCGAGUGCCGGACUGGAUAUCGCAGCCACGCACGGCGAUGCUGUCGGUGAUCUUCAACGAGCGCGCCCUGACGCAACUCAGCGAGAUCCUGGACGACAAGGUCGACGAACAGAAGCGGGCGAUCGAGAACGUGCUCAGGGAAGACCCGAGGUCGGUGUAUCUGCGACAGAGAUGGGGCAGCCAGUUCUACACCUUCCUGAUACACGACCUGCAUAUCACGUGCAGAUUCGACGACACCCGGGGCGUCGUCACCGUUUUCCAAGUCCGUCACGCCGGCCGCACUUGCGACUGCGGUGAGCCCGAAUGGCAGUGCUUAGGCCACUCCUCGAUAUCCUAAUAUAUGUAUAACGUAUCAACGAAUUUCCGUGCGGGUGGAAUGUAAGCGUAUUCGAAAGCGUAGUCUUGCAAUGGACGGUAGAAGUGUGGUUCAUAGGAAGCAAGAAUGAGAAAUCGACCAAUCGUAUUCGAAUGCAAGGGAAAUAAUGAACUGUGAUUGGUCAGUUUCUUACUUCUUAUAAACGUACUCCUACUGCUCAUUGUAGGCCACGAUUUACUUCUUAUAAACAUAUUCCUACUGCCCAUUGUUGGUAGGCCACGUUGCAAAUAUGGAGGAAAGAAUCUGUUAUAGGUUUAGUAUGCAAGAUGGGGUAGCUAUAAUUACGCCGUAGGUAUCAUCUUCCACAUGAUCUUAGUCCCCUCUGAAAUAUAUAUCUCUCUCUCUC